AUGGGUUAUACUGCAAUGGUAUGGGUAGUGGGUCUUAUCAUCUUGUGGUGUGUAGCUUUUAUUAAUGCUCAACCAGGAUUUCUCAGCAUUGUUUGCGGCGGGAAAUCAGAUUACACGGAUGAAAAUGGUAUAGAAUGGGUCACUGAUGAUAAUUACAUAGAAGUCGGCCAGAAAGUAGAAAUAGCAAACUCUAGUUUGCCAGUAUACCAGCAAAGCGUUCGAGUCUUCCCACGCCCUCUCAGCAAGUCUUGCUAUCAACUGCCCAUCACCCCAAAAGUGCCUCACCUUGUAAGAAUAUGGUUUUAUAAUGGUAAUUACAGUGGAGAAUCAGGCUCGUUACUCUUCAAAUUCUCCAUUGAGACUACGGAAAUGUUGUCCCUGAGAAGCAUUAUAAGCAGAGGUUCACCGUUGAAUCUGCCGAGCGAGAGGAUUUUGUUUAGUUCUGGUAAUGCCCUGUUUAUUUGCCUGAUUAGAACCUCUGAGACGGUUAAUCCUUUUAUCUCUGCCAUAGAAUUGAGAACACUUCAACAAGGCAUGUAUCCUCAAGCUAAGCCUGGAACUAUGUUGCGUAUGGACGCAAGAUAUGAUGCCGGUGGAAAUUCUACAAUCAGGUAUCCUCAAGACCAGUUCGAUCGCGUUUGGGUUCCCUUAGAUCCACAGGGAACACAGAAUGUUGUGUUGCAAGGGACAAUCUCAACGAACAACACCCACAACUUUCCUCCAUCUGGCGUUAUGCAAACUGCAGCUACCACGCUUGGCAACGAGAGCAUAAUUUUGUAUUUCACUCAAAUAAGCAACCCUUUAAUGUUACUGUAUUUUGCAGAAAGCCACGUGCUUAACGUAUCUGGAUCAAUGACUAUGGAGGUUGGGCAAAUCAGAUUAAUACUCAGUCUGGAAAGAGAUUUUUCUGCCGAAGAGAUUGGAUUCAAUUUUGGGGAAAUGCCGAUAUUUGGAAGAAAUUUUACUUUUGACAAUAUAAAGCUGUACAGAUCCUCUAACACCGGUGCCGAUCCUUUGAUCAAUGCGUUGGAGUACUACCAGUUGAUUACCACGGAGCUUGCAACCUACUCAGCUGAUGUUGAUGCUCUAGCAGCUAUGAAGAACCAGUUGAAAAUAAAUGAUUGGAUUUCAGAUCCUUGCUUCGGUCUUCCAUGGGAAGGAAUCCAGUGCAAUAACAGCCCUUCCUCUGUCAGAGUUUCGGAAAUCAACUUGACCGGAAGGAAUCUGACGGGAUCCAUACCCACUGUUCUUGCUCAGAUGACUGAACUCAUUAACAUACAUUUACAAAACAACAGCUUGAGUGGCGAACUUCCAGACUGGUUAGCUCAACUAGACAAUCUUAAAGAGCUAUUCAUAGACCACAAUAAUUUCAGUGGUGUAAUUCCUCAACUUCUCCUCCAGAAGAAUAUAUUAACAUACGAAGGCAAUAAGUACCUUAGUAAUACGUCUCAGAGUUCAACCCAUUUCAACUCAAAGCGGAGCAAUGUAGGAAUUAUAGUUGGAGCUAUAGGAGGCGGCAUCAUAGUAAUAGCUUUUAUUUUGAUUGUAAGUAUUAUUGUGUAUCGAAGGAGAUUUAGCAAAAAGGAGAUUGUACUUGAAGAGUCAAAAGGCAGCGCAUCAGGAAGCAAAUCAGUAAAUAUCCUUGACAACGACUACUCAGUAGUUUUGGUACCAAACCCAUCAAAAUCCCGUGCGUUUACCCUAGAAGAGAUGAUGACAUCUACAGAGAACUUUAGCUAUAAGAUCGGACAAGGUGGCUUUGGUUCUGUGUUCUGGGGUAAAUUGCAGAGCGGAAAGCAAAUUGCAGUAAAAGUGCUCUCUCUUUUCUCCAAACAAGGAGUUCUAGAGUUUCUAAACGAGAUUGAUCUUCUGUCCAGAGUUCAUCACAAGAACUUGGUGUCUUUGCUUGGUUAUUGCAAUGAAUCCAGAGAAUUAAUGCUUGUAUACGAAUAUAUGUUUGGAGGGUCCUUAAAGGAUCAUCUUUAUGGUAACAGUGGGGGGCAAUAUCCGAAUCUAGAUUGGAAAACCAGGCUUGAUAUAGCUUUAGAUGCAGCGCAAGGAUUGGAGUACCUUCACGUAAGUUGCACCCCAAAAAUAAUUCACAGAGAUAUAAAGACUGCCAACAUUCUUCUAGACGAAAAUUUGAAUGGAAAGCUGGCAGAUUUCGGUCUUUCAAGAGUAACAAGUGAUGGAGAGGAUUCUCAUGUGUCAACUGCUGUGAAAGGAACAGCCGGAUACCUAGAUCCAGAGUAUUUUAAGACAGAAGUCCUGACUGACAAGAGUGAUGUGUAUAGUUUUGGGGUGGUGUUGCUAGAGAUCAUUUGUGGCAGGGCACCUAUAGAUGCAAAACUUUCUACGAAUGAAAUUAAUCUUGUUAGAUGGGUCAUACCGUUUGUGGAGAUAGCUGAGUAUUCUGAAAAAUUUUCAGAAAUAGUGGACAAGCGAUUGGUUGACAAUUACAGCAUAAAAUCCAUUGCUCAUGUGGCGAAGCUAGCAAUUAGGUGUGUUGCAGAUAACCCAUCGUCAAGACCUAGUGCAAGCGAAGUGUUAGCAGAGAUGAAAGCGGCUGUGCAAUAUCAUGCAACAAGUAUGGAUAUCUCCGAAGAGAUCGAUAUUGAUUAUCAAGAUCAGCAGAUAAGUCCGGCUGCACACAGGGACAUCAGUUCAAGGGAUAACAGUUCCUACUUUUCACGGUCAGAAAGUUAG
Messenger RNA from Cryptomeria japonica (Japanese cedar), 2706 nucleotides. Its product is annotated as probable LRR receptor-like serine/threonine-protein kinase At5g48740. Gene Ontology annotation, molecular function: protein binding; protein kinase activity; ATP binding. The record is from RefSeq and is a predicted model, not a curated record. Bases 1 to 2706 code for a protein of 901 amino acids. Lineage: Eukaryota; Viridiplantae; Streptophyta; Pinopsida; Cupressales; Cupressaceae. Gene Ontology annotation, biological process: protein phosphorylation. The transcript has 14 exons.